GCGAGGAGUAGGUCACCUAGUCCCGCGUACAUGUACACCCUCUAACCCCUCCUUGCUUUAUCUUAUCGAGUUUGGCUACAGCAUUGGCAUGGCGCCUGUUCACCACUGUUACCAGCUUUUACCCUGACGCCCCUGUUUGGUUGGUUGAGUGUGUUACAAUCUGUACAAUUGCGGCACCGAGGCAGGUCCGACAGGAAGAAGGGCUUGCUCAUUUCACCUACAGUUAGAAAUGGCGUCGCCCAUGAGCUUUAAUCAGGAUGAGGCGGCGCAUUUCGUGAAGAAUAUCCUGCGGGUUGACGACACCGGUAACGGAAACAAGCUCGCUUUGCUGAACAAAAUCAUCUACAGCUUCAAAUCGAAUGUUGCUUGUCACAAUAUUGGCCUGCUCUCGUCCAAGGCCCGACAGCUCCCCGAUUGGACCCGCGUCAAAACUGACAUCCUGAACGGCAAAGGCGAACUAGGCUGUGCCCUUAAUGUCUUCAUGGCGGGGUUACUUAAAGCUCUAGGUUUCGACGCCAGUCUGAGUACGGCGGUCAUGUACGCUCUUGACGCUUUCCACAGCUCUCACCUUAUCGUCUUGGUAGGUGGUCUAGGCAAGCCCGGGGAACAUUUCCUAGUUGACGUGGGUAACGAGCACCCGACCCUGGAGGCUGUGCCCUUGGGGUUCGGAGAAGAAUCUCCAGAGUACCAUCACUCUUACUUGGAGUACAAAUUCAUGUGCCGAGACGGCCGGAUUUUAAGACUGCACAAUCGGGGUCAGCACGAUUCCAAGGCCCAGAUAGAUGCCUCUCUGGACGGUUUUUACAUUUUUUACGAUUUCGACUUGUCGUCUAAGACACAAGAGGAUUUAGAUAACUGUCUAAGUCUUAUUUACACGAACCCCCGGGCCUCGCCAUUUCAUAGGAGCCUCCGUGCCAGUAUUUUUCGAAACGGUAUGUGCAUUCUACUGAAGGACAACGAGCUGUACGUCGAAAGCGACGAACACAAGAUGGUCUCACGACCUCUGAACUCAAAUGAAGAGCUCAUGAAGGCUUUCACGGAUUACUUUCCCAUGAUAGAUGUGGAAUUAAUUUUAAAAGCGCGAGAGACUUUGAAAAUGGCUUAAGCAACUCCUUUGCGUAGUUUGCUGCCUUGUGGCCAUGUGGCCGGCGCUAAAUAUACAUUUAGAGUGUUAGCGAUGAUGUUCAAAAAGGCUGGUAACGCCAAGUUUUCCAGUUAUUUAUAAGGAUUUAUUAGUGAACUUUCAUCGUUGCCAUGUGGCUUUUGUGACACGUUGAUUAACUUACCAGCAUUUAGUGUUAACCUAAUCGGGGAAUCCAAUCUAGUAUUCACACGUCCAACGGCAGCGGAAAUGAAUACGUUUUUCCUGCCAUUGCCAGAACCAAAAAGAUUUGCUGGUAUUAUUUUCGCAAACGGGACUCUCACAGAGGGACAUACCUACGUGUUGUGUGCGCAGGCGCAUCUGUUACGUAUAUAUGUCAAAAUAUUGCACAUCAGGGGCCCACAACUAUGCUGCUUGCACUUUAAUACAAAAGCCUUUAUCACGGAUUUUUAACAUGCACUGGCUAACUCGUAGGGGAACUGUCCUGUUUACGUCCAGCUCAUACCCUUUAGUUUUUCCUUUAAAUGUUUCUUGUCAAAAAAUGUCCUACAGACGCCAUUGGUGAAAAAAUAAAUCUACUUCAACACCAUGA
Liolophura sinensis is the source of this 1694-nucleotide messenger RNA. RefSeq lists its product as uncharacterized. Bases 230 to 1105 code for a protein of 291 amino acids. The record is from RefSeq and is a predicted model, not a curated record. The transcript is spliced from 2 exons. Gene Ontology annotation, molecular function: acetyltransferase activity. NCBI's taxonomy places the organism in Eukaryota, Metazoa, Mollusca, Polyplacophora, Chitonida, Chitonidae.